CAGACAUUAUCAUUCCAAGACCAAAUUCUCCCCUGACCUUACGUCAUGCCUGUUUAUAACCAGCUCGGAAUAAGCCUCGUCGAAUUGUGUAUCGAUCCUUCAAGCAAUGGUGGAACCAAAACCCUCGACGAUGCGUAAAGUUCAAAGCCUUUGAUCGAAAGACGUCACUGUCAAUGGGGAAAUGACCAAAAACGACAUGAUGAUGCCGUGGACAGAAGGCAUUUCAUUGUCGAAGCCAUGAGAGGACAGGGGCUACUUUCCAGGGACUGAAUAAGACCCAGUCGCCAUGCCUUUCGAGGGGCCACGAGCGCCUCGAUCAACAUCACAGCAAUUCCGUGAGCCCGACCUGUCGUCGGGGUUGCGUGUGAGCGCCACAGAGCUCGAAGGAAAGCCCACAAGAGGAUGGAUGGACGCCAGACUUCAUCUCCGAGCUCCGGGUCUGUGAUCAGUCAGUGCCGAGAGCUUAGGCUUCGUGAUUCGUGAGCCGUGGCUGGGCUCAGAGAGAAGAGAUGGGACGAGAGUCUCGGGUAUGAUCGUCCGUGCGCGACCUCCCGGUUGCGCACCGGGAGGUCGAUGCUCAUUGUUCUCGGCCCGCCUUCGCUCUGUGCCCUGGCGGGGUUCGAUUUGAGAUCUGUGUCAUGUAGAGAUUUGGAGGAUUUGUGCAGACUUUCAAGGCGGCGAGUUCUUUGAAGUCGGAGAGAGAGAAAUAGAGGGCAGGGUUGGUGUAACACUGAGAUGUCGGCAGCUGUGGCCUCCCUCCCCUGAAAUUUUUCUUAAAUUUGGCACUGACAUCUCUCAGCAUGAGAAGACGAACAGAGAUGUCAUUGCCAAUUUUAAAAGCAUUUCAAGGGAACCCGGACUUCCUGAAAGGCCAUGGCAAAACCCACCGUGGACACACGGGGUUUCUGCCGAUGUCUGACCCGUAUGACCAUGACCGUCUUGUUUGGCAAGAGUGGGCCAUGGAACUCUGAGCUCUGUGACUGAAGUUGUCAAAAAUGUUUUCUUCUCAAGCUGUGUCCGUAGAUCGCGUGUUCUGUUUUUUAUUCGACUGUAACGCUGCAGAUGUGAAUUCGCGUCCGUAUGUUCAGUUUGUGGGAGGCACUCUUGCAGUAAAAAUCGGUUUAGGUUGCUAAUGAGUGUCUACCUUCCAGGCUUAUGUUGAUGAAGACAACAUCGGAAGUGGAUAUGAAAAUCGAAGACCCGAUUUGAGUGUGAGAAGGGAAAUCUUGCAAAGUUUUCCGGCCACUCAACAUUGAACAAAAGUUCUGUGUGUCCUCCAGUGCCGAUUUUUUGGUAGUCUCGACGGGCAUUGAGUGUUUAAAUGCAGAAGGAGCAGCUCAGGGCAAACUUCGUGCCUCUUCCUAAAGCUAGAUUCCGCUUUAGAGUCGGUUGUUCAAUCUUCUGUCAUGUCUUUGGGAAUAGUGAUUUCACCACAUAAAUCAGGUGUAAAUGAGAUUUGGUCGAGGGUUAUCUCAUUUGGCUCUAAAAUAAUUUUAUUUCUAUGAUACGAGCAGUCAAGUGGAUGAGGUGGAUGGAUCGACUGGACUCAAAUCCAUUCUGUUCCCAGAUUCUCCGAGGAUUGAAGUCUAGCUCUACCCUGUAGCAUGCUUGUUUUGGUCUUCCUUCACCUGGUCCAAUUCCGGUGUUCCAGCUGCUUUAAGGCCGAGAAAAGAGGUUGGAGGGGUAUAUACAUACCCAGCCGCAGGCCGCAUGCUGUGCACGACAACAGGACCUUAUGUCCGAGUCUCAGCAGUGUUCUGUGGGAACUGUUCUGCGGGAGAUUUGUGGGUCAUGUCAAUGUACGUAAUCGGACGAGCAGUCCGAAGCAAGUCGGUGGUCUAUCUGGUCUCAGACUGGGUGCUCGUGUGGAUCAUCUGCUGCUGGAUCAGAUCAGAGCCAAAGGUUCCUUCUCCCUGUGUCGUAACAGUCCGAAGCUGGUCACAGCAGAUCUGGUGGCGGAUAGAUUUGCUGCCAUGAUGUGAUCAGAACGGACACUGUUCUUCUUCACGCUUAUGGAAUGCGUCAUGGUCUUGAGCUCUGCAACAGCCGAGGCCAGCUGCCAACUGUUCUUACAGAUUUUAUCUUCAUCCUGAUCUUCCCCUUCGAGCAGACUUGUACUCAUGCUGAGAUGCGUGGAUCAAUCUUGCUUACAGUGAAGCAGGUUUUGCUGUAAGGGGAUGUAGGUUCAACAGCUUGUUUCGGAUACGGCAAGAUCCAUCUUUGUAAAUCGAUCACUCUCGUUCACCAGUCCCAAAUUACAGGGCUGGAGCUGGAGCUGGAGGUGGUGCUCAAAGGUUUACAUCUUGUAGACUACGUGAGGUAUCAAUAUGCGCACUGACAGCCAGAAGUCGUGAAACGAUUCAAGCAGAGUUCUGAAUCGAGGAGCAAAACAUGUUAUGGACCGAAAAGCUUGUUUGCAACUGGAACAUGCAAACCAGUCGGUGAAAGUGCUCUUUCAGACAGUCACGUCUAUCUUUGCUGCUCUGAUACGGCUCGAUGAACAACAUCUGGAAGGUACAUUUCCUGCCCACAUCGUUCCAUUUCCUCGCUCCAGAAUAUCGAUUUCCACCAGUGAAGAUGUUGAAAGCCCCGAGUCCUCGACGAUGGCAUCAUCAACGCCACUGAGAUGCCUACAACUGGCAUUUACUGAAUCAGGUGUACUGGAAUAGACUGAGGCCGGAAAAAAGCGCAUGUGCCACUGUGACUCCACGAUGCUCCAACCAUGGCAAGUUAUUUACAUGAGCUUAAAUCGAGGCUCGACAAGCUUGUUUCAACGGAUCGAUGCAAUGCGUCGGUACAGGGAAAGUUGAAAUUAUACACCACAUCACUAAUCUGGAUGAGUUUACGAUAAGUAGAGAUAUUACACAAAAUCUGACUAACGCUCAGGUCAAACUCGUGCCCAUCUCUUUGAAGUAGUAGAUCCUUGAUUCUGAUGUGUUCGGCUUUGUAAUCGAAUGGUACUUUGGUUGAAAGAAGUGAACGAAUGUCGUUCGACUUAUGCCUACACUUUACUCACUCCAGAACAAAAUGUCCCGGUAACCUCAACCAACAGUAAUUGACAAGAACCUGUGUUGUCUAAAAGGAGGUAACUUGCCUCAUCUUCUGGUCCCUCCGACACUGAGACACAGCCAAAAACCCAAAACAUCAGAGGGAAAGUUGCCACGAUGUUCACAUUUUGGAGUGUACAGUUUCUGAUGCGCCCAUUCACCGACAAUGAAGGGUAGGGUUUGAAGUCUGUACAUUCCUACCUAUUGAUACUUCGGGGCAGGCAGUGAAAUUUAUCGCUCUCUACAGGACGUUCUUAU
Messenger RNA from Marchantia polymorpha subsp. ruderalis, 3305 nucleotides. Lineage: Eukaryota; Viridiplantae; Streptophyta; Marchantiopsida; Marchantiales; Marchantiaceae. The record is from the annotation of a GenBank genome assembly.